CGACGAGGGGCUUCCGUCCAGAGGAUUUAACGUUAUGAGACGAGUCUGACGAAUCGGCGAACGUAUCACGGUUAACACGUUGACACGAUGACUGUCGGGAAGAGUAUCCAUUUAUUACUCGUCAUCCUUUCUUCUAUGUCCGUCGUUUCACGCUCUUACGUGCCCGAAGCCACAGGUAGGAGAUUAUUCGGCGGAUAUAGAAUAGUACCGAAAGCGUGUCAACCGACGAUACCAUCCCGGGUUAAGUCAAACGAGCCAGCUAUAUGCAUGUUCAAUUAUGAAUGCUCGCGACGAAAUGGACAAGUGGUCGGCGCUUGUAUGGACGGUUUCCUUUUUGGCGCGUGCUGCCAAUUGCCGUUGAAAACAUUGACCGGCACCAACGUCCCGAGCACCGAUCAAAUAUUCAACGUACACGAAAUCGAUCACGUCCCGGAUAUUCCCAUCUUGUUAAAUCCAGACGGGACGCCGCUCGGGAUGACGGUGUCCCAGGACAAUACCGUCAAGAUGGAUAUUCAUCACGCGUCCACCCAAAUGGACAAAAACCAAGGGAUCACGUACACUAAAAUUUCAACGUUCGACGCCCCCUCUUCGACCACCACCAAGUCGAUAUCCGGGAUCGGGCAGAUCCAAGACAGCGUUGAGAACGCGGAGAAACCACAAUUACCCGCGCAACCAGACGUAACCCAUCUGGAAGAGGAUUUUCCGGCUCUGCUGGGUCAGCAGAACAUCUUGGACGAUCUGGGUCUCCCGGGAUUGUUGACUCAUUCGAAUAAUAACAUACAGAAUCAUCAGAGCAAUCCUAUUAUUAAUCCGGUUACCACUUUGCUAAGCCCGGAUCAGAUACUUCAGAUAGCCGAUCCGGUUGACCAACUUCCGGCCCUGUUCUCCCAAGGAUUGGGCCAGAACAAUCACACCUCGCCCGACACGAUAUUAUUAAACGAGAAUGGGACGAUGUUAAACGAGACCAACAAUCCCGAUGAUUUGUUCAAACCUAACGUCGAGUCGACCUCCGUCGAGGAGAAGAGAGUGACCGAAACUUUGAGCACCACUCAGAGGCCGAGAGUGACCGAAAGCGUGUCGUAUACGGAAAUUAAGAGGCCUUUCCACGACCACACCACUCAUCGGAUCAGCACGUCGACGACACAGUGGAUUAAAUUCUCCGAUCAAUCUUCGCCCUCCACGCACGACGCCACGGAAGAUCAAACGUUCGGCACGUCGUCGAUGACGAAAUUGCCGAUCACCCAAUUGUACGCCAACACGCAAAGGCUCACGACCGCUUCCCUCCCUCAGGAGACGGCGAUCGAUAACUUCGAAAAGAUCGGCACGUUGAAAGAAAGGGUAUCGACCAAGGACGUGGAUGCUGAUGAACCGAUCGAUAAAAUAACGACCACUCCGAUGACUACUGUUCUAAGCGACAAGAAGAACGAAUUGAUCAGAGUCCCGACCAUCACUUACGACGCACCCUCUGGAAAUAAAAAGGACGAUAUGAUAGACAAGGAGGAAAUAGCGAUUAAUCACAUAAUAUCGAUCUUGAACGACACGAAACCGGGCACGGGAACGACGAUUCAAACACCGAAUUCGUCCAUUAAUAAAUGGGUCAGCAUCGACGAAACUUCGAAACCGUCGUUGGUUCGAAUCUCCACUAAACCUCCUUUUCUUUCUCAACCGACCACCGCUGAAUCAUUCCCUUACACCUUCUAUAAACCGGGACAAUCGUCUAAUUAUUACAGCUACGAAACGAUCCCCACGGAUACGACUCACGCUUCGUAUUCGACCUCGAACGCGCAUUCCUCGAGACCGUCGACCCAAUCAAUUUUCACCAGCGUCCCGACUUCCGAUUAUUCCACGACGAAAGUGACCACGACGAAUCCGCCAGCACCGACAGUCAUUGUCCUAGGCCCUCUGGGCACGGAAUUCACCACGGAGACGACUCCGAAAACGGUGACGAGGAAGCCGUCGGGGGCGGAAAGUGGCGGAUCCACCGCGAUCUUCAAGCCUACGAUCGAAUCGACGAGGCCGAGCCCGCUCACCACGAAAAAGCCGAGCGUUUCCACCACCAUAACUCACAACAUCAGCACAGUUAUCUCGAACGUCGCUACAAACAACGUGGUCUCGACCAGUUUCUUCAGCGUGAACGUGAAAGACGGCGCUACUUCUGAGCCAAUGGUGGACAGUGGUAGCUAUAACACGAAAUCCACAACCUACCAGACCGAGAUAAAUUCGGAGAGGUUGUCGACGAGAAGACCCACGAUUUGGACCACCUUUUCCACGUGGUCCGACAAACCGAGUUUCCAUCUGAAACCAUCCACUCCUUCGAACAUAGUUUUCACCGAGGAGAACACAGGAGAGCAUGUUGACACGAUAAUAUUCAAAGAUCCCGUCGUUUCAUCCGAGACGUAUCCAAUCAAAUCAACCACCGGUCCGCCACAUUGCGACGAAGAGACAGCUGCGCCCGACGACCUGAUCAAUUUCCCUCCAGUUCGAAAUCCGAAUCUCAAUAUUUCGACUCCGAUUUCGCAACAGGAAAAACCAACCAUCGUCGAAACCUUCAACAACACGGGUUACCCAGACAUCGAGAUAUUAAGCGAAAACGAUAUUCCAACGCCAACCUUCAUCGAGGACGACGUGCUCACGAACAAAGUGGACACGUUCGUGAACAAGAUCAUGCAAUCGUUGCAAGACAACUUCCAGGAUCUGAAGGAUAUCGUGUACAAUCGCGCCAACGCUACGUCGAGUCCACCACCUACAAAGAGGCCUGCCAUUUCCACCACGAGGAAACCGUUGCGAAAGCCAACUACGACGACCAAACCUUCGUACAUCACGACGAAGAAACCGGCGACCACGAAGAGGCCGUCGAUCAAUCGUCCCACAACUUUGAAACCUUUCGUAUCGUCUGAGAAACCAGUUCGCCCUUCGAAACCGACUACUCUGAAACCAAAGCCAAACACGGUGUCCAGCGCGACCACGAAGAAACCCCAGAUUACAACGAAACGUCCGAGACCGACCAAGAGGCCUACUACAACGUUGGCAACGAGUACGGAAGAGGCAAUUAUGGAGGAGGAGAUCAGUACUUCCGGCGCACUCGAAACUACCACGAGUCCCCAGAUCUCUUCGUCCAACGAUUUUCGUUCUCAAUGCGGCGUAAGACCUUUGGUCAAAUCUGGAAGGAUCGUCGGUGGCAAAGCAGCGACAUUCGGCGAAUGGCCGUGGCAAGUUUUAGUUCGAGAGGCAACUUGGUUGGGUCUCUUUACCAAAAAUAAAUGCGGCGGUGUUCUUAUUACAGACAAGUACGUCAUCACUGCUGCUCACUGUCAACCUGGAUUUUUGGCAACAUUGGUCGCCGUUUUUGGAGAAUUCGAUUUAUCCGGUGAAUUGGAAGCAAAGCGAAGCAUAACGAGGAACGUUCGUCGAGUAAUCGUGAACAGGGGUUACAAUCCAACUACGUUCGAGAGUGACUUGGCUCUUUUGGAACUGGAAUCACCGAUACAAUUUGACGUUCAUAUCGUCCCAAUUUGUAUGCCCGAUGAUGGUAUAGAUUUCACUGGUAGAAUGGCUACCGUGACCGGUUGGGGACGAUUGAAAUAUAACGGUGGUGUACCCUCUGUUCUACAAGAAGUUCAAGUGCCUAUAAUUAAGAAUUCCGUAUGUCAAGAAAUGUUCCAGACAGCUGGACAUUCUAAAUUAAUUCUCGACAGCUUCCUCUGUGCGGGUUAUGCAAAUGGACAAAAAGAUUCUUGCGAGGGUGACAGUGGUGGUCCAUUAGUAAUGCAACGACCAGACGGAAGAUGGUUCUUAGUAGGCACGGUAUCCCAUGGAAUAACAUGUGCUGCACCUUAUCUUCCAGGUGUAUACAUGAGGACGACUUACUUCAAACCUUGGCUACAAAGUAUCACUGGGGUCUGAAAGACAGAAGAUAGUGUAUUUCCUGGACAAGGUGACAGGCACUGAUGAUUACGUGCCACUUGUAUAAAUGUACAAAGGAAGAAUUAAUUUAUUUCCUUCGGAAUAGAUUGAAGAAUAUCGUCCAAUUGAUUAAAAGGACAUAAAU
Molecule: messenger RNA, 4048 nt
Organism: Apis laboriosa (Himalayan honeybee)
Lineage: Eukaryota; Metazoa; Arthropoda; Insecta; Hymenoptera; Apidae
Gene: flz
Product: serine protease filzig
Exons: 8
Coding region: 88-3903 (1271 amino acids)
Biological process (GO): proteolysis
Molecular function (GO): serine-type endopeptidase activity
Source: RefSeq, a predicted model, not a curated record